This is a messenger RNA of Suillus subalutaceus, 2569 nucleotides long. Its product is annotated as regulator of G protein signaling domain-containing protein. The coding region runs from base 149 to 2074 and encodes 641 amino acids. Gene Ontology annotation, biological process: intracellular signal transduction. NCBI's taxonomy places the organism in Eukaryota, Fungi, Basidiomycota, Agaricomycetes, Boletales, Suillaceae. The transcript is spliced from 5 exons. The record is from RefSeq and is a predicted model, not a curated record.
CGAGCCUCCUUCCUCUUUACGCCCUGCCUCGCUGCCGCAUCAACAUCUUUCCUAUUCUUCCUUUUCUUGCCGCGUCCGUCGUUUAAUUCUGUACUUUCUUCAUCGUCACCUCUAUCUUCCUUGAUUUUAGCCUCCUUUUGCCCCAUCAAUGACAUCCCUAGAUCAGGCAGAGCAGUCUGCUCAGGCGAGUUCGUCUCAUAUGAUGAAGACUACAAAACGGGGGAGGCCUUUUCUCAAGGAUACCCUUGACCUUUUUGCGACACUCAUCGUAUCUCUUAAUCUGACCACGCACAAGCAAUAUUUUCGCACUUUCCCAAAUUCAUUCUCCACGGACGAAGCUGCUGCGAACUUGGCAUCUCUCAAGUUCUCUCAGUCAAAUCGCGGGCCGGAUCCCAGAGACAAAUCACGAAUAGUGACGACCACAACCACCACGACAUUCUCGAUGACUCGUGACAUGGCAAAGGCUAUGUGCCAACACUUCAUGGAUGCUCGCUUGAUCGAAAACGCCGCCGAUCUUGGCAGCAAUCUUUUCAAAGAUCGCGGUACUUAUGUCCUCACGCCCAAGGGUCUCCAUGUCUUGGAACGAUUCAUAUCCAAGAACGGCAUGAAUUCCGACCAUCUGCAACCCGUGUUCGCUUCUCAACCAAUAUGCAUCAAGCUAUUACACUUGGAGCGUCGAUCGGCUGAUGACGAGAUCAUCGUUACACAAUCCGUCAUAACUGCGCUCUUCCGUCGGUUUGUUGGUCGUCAGCCCAACUACCCCGCUCAGUCCUCGACCAAUCCUCCAGACGCUUUUCAAGAAUACCACGAGCGAUCCAAGGGUGUACCUUUAAUGGAUGUGCAAGAGCGCCCACAGCCUUUACUGGGCAAAGCCAUGGUCAUGCACAAGCACUGUUUCGCUGCCGUGAGCGCUCUUGAAUGGCUCUGCGACUUCACCUCCGUGGUCGGAAGAGAAGAAGCGGCAGAGAUGGCUGCUCAGUUUGUGCGCUUCGGCCUCAUCACAUUGGUUAGCGAUAAAAGGAAAAAUAAUGACUCUGCCAUCAUUUUCACUGUUCGUGGUUCUACUCCAGGUGGGAAUUCUCCAGUCAGCCAACACGGAGAGUUCCGAUGUACAGCUAAAGCUAUCUAUAGAAUCACAGACGAAGGCAAACGGCUGGCUCAAUGGGACGAAGCUACCGCAUCUCCUCUCAGCUCGACGGUGAACCUGAAUCAUACCGAGCGUUCGUCACUGGAAAGUGAAUCCAUCAAUAGUACUCCGAAGACGGGAAUUGAAGCAGCUGAUGCUAAAAUUCAUCGUCGCAUAUCCAUGGCGGAGAAGCUUAAUUCCAGUCACGAGGCUGCGGAGAAGAAAGGCAAUGUCAAGAGCAAUACCGAUCGUCUCAAAUAUAUCCUGGAAGAGCCAUCUUAUCGCGCUCUCUUCCGUGAUUUCUUGAAGGCGAACUUUUGUGAAGAGAAUCUGGCGUUUUGGAUGGAUGUCGAGGAUUUCAAGCGCAAAUUCAACACGACUUCCAGUGCACAAGCUGCAGUUCCUACUCGGUCGGGCAACAAAGCAACCCCAGGACAAGCCGCCAUGGAGAGGCAUCACGAGGCUUUGAUUCAGACUGCUUUCCAGAUCUACAACAAAUACCUCGCACCAUCAAGUCAGAACGAGCUCAACAUUGACCAUGGUCUUCGCCUCGAUCUCGCCAAUUAUCUCGGUGAAGUCAUGGUCGGCCUGCACGGCAAAUCGUUCGACGGACAAGUAGAUGCCAUUCAAGCGGGUUCUUUCAACGCAACGCAACUGCAAGUUCUGAUCAAACUAUACACGCGCAUUCAAACGCAUGUUCUUCGGUUGAUGGCUAUGGACUCGCUGCCCAAGUUCAUUAAAACGCAGCGGUUUCUGGACGCACGGCAGUUUCUGGGAGAAGGAGAUGCGCCAGGUGAUGAUGUUCAUUUCCUCACCAGCCCUCCUGCUCCUCCUGGCCUCGGUUCUGAGGAGACUGGUGGAGCUUACAUCACGGUGUCUUUGAAAGGCAGUGAGCGAGAACACCGGAAUCAAUGCAGAGACAUACCAGGAUCGCCACAUGUCUCAUGAGCGGGUGUUCUCUCCAUUUCGCUUUCCAUGGACUUAUUCAUUGCUACUCUAAUUGUGGCGUGCUUGCGGAAGGCCUUGCACGACAUCGCACAUUCAUCAUCCCGGCUGAUCACCGUAUGCUCACUAUUCAUGUUGUUUUCUUCUUCUAUCGCAUUUGAUUCCAAACCCGGGGGGUUAUCGUUCAUACUUUCUUCAUCGCCAUAAUUGUUUUCAUCUCUUUGGCAUUAUCCAGUAUAGUAUCCUGGGCCGGCUUGUCAUGCUUUAACAAUAUUCCCCAAUCCUGUCGAGCCUUCCCAUCUCAUCGCAUUACGACGGUAUCUUCUCUACAUCCAGUCCCUUCGCGGUGUACAGUCUACUUAAUACCCUACACUUACCUACUGCCUUGUUAUGUAGGUAGCACUUAAUUUCAUGGCUUCCUGUCGUAUAUCAAGCAGUCAUGUUACUUGUUGCAUGUAUGUACUCGUGGUAGAACAACUAAAGAUUGAUUGUAAAGUC